CUUAUCACAGUUAAUUAUAGAAUGCUUACAUUUUAAUGUGGAAAAAUGGCAGUGUUGGAACUAUUAUUUUGCUUCUUUUUAAUGUCAAAAAUAUGUAGUUGCAAAACACCACUUUCCCUUGCCUCGUACUAUGGUGAUAACAUGGUGCUACAGAAGGCUCCUGCCUCCAGUCAGAUAUGGGGUUAUGCUGAUAUGGUCGGUUCUACCGUCACUGUUACACUGGGUGACCAGGUUCGUGUUCAAACUACGGUGUAUAUGGACAACACAAUUGGAAGAAAUGUGUGGAAAGUCCUUCUACCCCCGCAACAAGGUCAUGGCCCAGUAAACAUAACGGUAACAUCCGGAUUUGAAAGUUUGACAAUAACGAACGUUAUGUUCGGUGAUGUUUGGCUAUGUUCAGGACAAAGUAACAUGAAGUUUACUCUCAGUAUGGUAUUCAAUGCCAGUGAAGAAGUAGCAGACGCUGUUAACUAUCCAGAUAUACGGUUGUUUACAGCAGCCCAGAAAUGGUCGAACAAGACUGAGUACGAAUUGCUUGGUGUUGAACAAUAUUGGAGUAUGCCAAACAGCGAUUCAGUCGGCCACUCAGACUGGAGCUAUUUUUCCGCCGUGUGUUGGUUGUUUGGAAAAUAUCUGUACAAACAUUUACAAUACCCGAUCGGACUUAUUGCUACUGAUUGGGGAGGCACUCCUGUCGAGGCUUGGUCAUCCAAGGAUGCUAUGGAGGCAUGUGAACCUUCAGUGAUCGUAGAUACAUCUUCAGUGAACGAAGCUCCGCAGAACAUGCCGACACAUUUAUGGAAUUCUAUGAUCCACCCUUUCUUAAAUCUGACUAUAUAUGGUGCUGUUUGGUAUCAAGGUGAAGCAAAUAUGAACUCCCCGCCGGAUUUGUACAAAUGCAGAUUUCCUGUGAUGAUUGAUGACUGGAGAAAGAAGUUCCACGAAGGUUCAGCCGGACAAACCGAUGUCAUGUUUCCGUUCGGAUUUGUUCAGCUGGCUCCUUGGCGCAAUGACUCUACAAUUACAAAGGGAUUCCCUGACAUUCGCUGGGAGCAGACAUGUGACUUUGGCUAUGUACCUAAUGCACAAAUGCCCCAAGUGUUCAUGGCCACGGCCAUUGAUCUGCCGGACUUUUCGUCACCCUACACCAGUAUACAUCCUAGAGAUAAACAAGAUGUCGCCUACCGCCUUGUUUUGUCAGCUCUUCAAGUGGCUUACAAUAUCAAAACAAUGGGGAAAUUCUUAGGCCCAAUGAUAAAUAUUUAUACAAUGGGUCCCAAUGUCAAUACACUGCGAAUGAUAUUUGAUAACGGAACAUCACCAAUAAAAGUUAAAGCGAAAGACGGUUUUGAGAUUUGCUGCUCUGACAAUAACAGAUCUAAAUGUGAUGGCACCGACUCAAAAUGGUUAGCCUCUCCGAUUGUCGAUUAUGAUAACACGAGUGUAACGAUUACGUCAUGUUAUAGAAUGUGGACGAUGGGUGUACGUUAUGCUUGGAGGGAGUCGCCAUGUCCAAUAUUUAAAACAUGUGCUGUCUAUAGCAAGGAGAAUGAUCUACCGAUGCCGCCUUAUAUGAAAAUAUUUAUAAUCAACGGAACACAUAUAUACCGUUAGUGUGAAGGAUGUUGUUGCAGAGUUUCAAAAUAAACGUCUGUAUAUUGAAAACCUUGCCUUUGAAUUUUAGUUUUAUAAGUUCUUGCACAUUUCAUAUAACACUGCAGCCCUUUCCUGAAGCAUUUUUCAUUCAUAUUUGGAAUAAAACAUUCUUUAUGAGCUACCUAGUAAGAAAGGAUCAAGUUUUUUUUACAAACUGUAUAAUAAAAAAAUGAUUUGCUACUUUGGCUUGUGAACACGAUAUACACACAGUUUGCAGUUGAUUUCAAUCAAACUUGCACACAACUUGUACUGGCAUAAUAGCUCGGUUUCUUUCGAAAACUGUUAUGGCCCCUUAAAAGGCAAUUAUGGCAUUUGCAGCCAUAUAGAGACUUCAUUUAUGGUUUGAUUUGAUACAAACAUCAUUAACAACAAUAGAUAAAUUCAUGAAACUUGGUAAGAAUGUUUAUCUUGGUGCCUCCUAUGCCAAGUUCAAUACUGGAUCAUAUGGGUAAAAAAACUAGGCCACCUAGUCAAAUCAAAGGAAAAGCUUGUCAACACUCUUGAGGCCAAAUUUUUGACCCUAUCUUCAUGAAACUUAGUAAGAAUGUUUAUCUUGAUGAUUCCUAGGUCACUUGUGAAACUUGAACACGUGGGGUUAAAAACUAGGUCACCCGCUCAAAUCAAAGGAAAAGCAUGUUAACAUUCUAGAGGCCAUAUUUAUGACCCUAUCUUCAUGAAACUUAGUAGGAAUGUUUAUCUUGAUGAUUCCUAGGCCAAGUUUGAAACUGGGUCAUGUGGGGUCAAAACCUAGGUCACCACUCAAAUCAAAGGAACAGUUUGUUAACACUAGAGGCCAUAUUUAUGACCAUAUCUUCACGAAUCCUGGUAAGAAUGUUUAUCUUGAUUAUUCCUAGGCCAAGUUCAAAACUGGUUCAUGUGGGUCAAAAACUAGGUCACCACUCAAAUCAAAGGAAAAGCUUUUUAACACUCUAGAGGCCACAUUUAAGACCCUAUCUUCAUGAAACUUGGUAAGAAUGUUUAUGUUGAUGAUUCCUAGGCCAAGUCCGAAAGUGGGUCAUAUGGGUCAAAAACUAGGUCACCCGCUCAAAUCAAAGUAAAAGCUUGUUUACACUCUAGAGACCGUAAUUAUGACCCUAUCUUCAUGAAACUUUCUCCGAAUGUUUAUCGUGAUGAUUCUAAGGCCAAGUUUAACAGGUGAGCGAUAUAGGGUCAUCAUGACCCUCUUGUUACAUGAUACAUUUUCUUAUUUCCUUUCAUGAUAAUAUUUUAGAUAAUUGAGCACAUAUAUAACUUUAACGCUUUUGGUUUGCAUGCAUUUUACCCGUAUGGUAUGUUCUACUUUCUUCUUAUUUGUUUCUCACGAAAUAAAGACCUGAGUUUCCGAAAUAAAAUAUUUU
Mercenaria mercenaria is the source of this 3014-nucleotide messenger RNA. Its product is annotated as sialate O-acetylesterase-like. The record is from RefSeq and is a predicted model, not a curated record. Gene Ontology annotation, biological process: carbohydrate metabolic process. Gene Ontology annotation, molecular function: sialate O-acetylesterase activity. The transcript is spliced from 9 exons. Bases 46 to 1614 code for a protein of 522 amino acids. NCBI's taxonomy places the organism in Eukaryota, Metazoa, Mollusca, Bivalvia, Venerida, Veneridae.